AUGACAGAAGCAUCUUUAAAAGAUCGUGGUGAAGAGUCACUUCACCAACAAGAUAUCAUGUCGGACCCACCGCAAAACUACGGUCACCCACCACCAGACAUAAUGCCUAAAGGACUAGCUAUAAACGGUGUGGGAGGAAGAUUGCGUCAAUUAGAAGCCCUAUUUAGUGGUGGUCCAGUACAGGGAGGAAAAUCGGGCCAUAUCUUUUCCAUUGAAACUCUCAUCGAUAUCUUAUUAGUUUUAUAUGACGAGUGCUGCAACUCCUCUUUACGCCGAGAAAAGACUGUUUCGGAUUUCAUAGAGUUUGUGAAACCAGUAGCCACUUGUAUAAAGAGUUUGCAGUUAGCGCGCGAGGAUUUUGAGAUUAUAAAAGUAAUUGGGAGAGGUGCAUUUGGGGAAGUAUGUGUGGUACGAAUGCGAGGUUCGGACAAGGUCUUCGCCAUGAAAAUCUUAAACAAAUGGGAAAUGCUCAAGCGAGCGGAGACCGCGUGCUUCAGGGAAGAGCGAGACGUUCUCGUUUACGGAGAUCGACGAUGGAUCACGAACCUCCAUUAUGCCUUUCAGGAUGACAAUAAUCUGUACCUGGUAAUGGAUUAUUACUGCGGGGGAGACCUAUUAACUUUACUCAGUAAAUUUGAAGACCGACUUCCAGAAGAUAUGGCUCGUUUUUAUAUUGCCGAAAUGGUGCUAGCCAUCGGAUCGAUUCACGAUUUAAGGUAUGUUCAUCGAGACAUCAAACCUGACAACGUUUUGCUCGACGCUAACGGACACAUUCGAUUGGCUGAUUUUGGCUCCUGUCUUCGGUUAUUCGAAGACGGAACGGUUCAAAGUAACGUCGCGGUUGGCACGCCGGAUUAUAUCUCUCCAGAAAUUUUAAGGGCAAUGGAAGACGGACAGGGUCGAUAUGGACCUGAAUGUGAUUGGUGGUCUCUGGGUGUCUGUAUGUAUGAAAUGCUUUACGGUGAAACGCCUUUUUACGCCGAAUCUCUAGUCGAAACCUAUGGAAAAAUUAUGAAUCAUAAGAAUUGUUUUGACUUCCCGACCGAGGAUAUUUUCGAUGUUUCCGAGGAAGCGAAGGACCUGAUGCGAAAAUUGAUUUGCAGUUCGGAAUUUAGGCUAGGACAAAAUGGAAUUGAAGAUUUUAAGAAACAUCCGUGGUUUGAAGGUGUAAAUUGGGACAUUAUGCGAGAUAGCACAGCGCCCUACAUUCCUGAAGUUUCUUCGCCGACGGACACUUCGAACUUUGACGUCGACGACACAGAUGUUCGUAGUUCCGAUGCCGUUCCUCCAGCUGCGAAUUCUGCCUUUUCGGCCUUGCAUCUUCCAUUCGUGGGAUUUAGUUUCACUCAAGGAAGCUGCAUAUCUGAUCUCGGAUCUCUACCCGUCUUUUCACAGAAGGAAAAGAAUCUAAAAAUGCUAGAAGAGGAAAAUGCUCAACUAUCUCAGACAGUUGCUGACCUAAAAAAUCAGGUUACUCAUGCCUCGCCUACGAUAUCGCCCGAUUCUAAUAACGCAACGAGAAAACUUCAGGAUGAAAUAAACACUUUAACGAAACGAAAUUGUGAACUAGAAUCUCAACUCAAAUCUCUUGAAGUACCCCGUGAGCUGCGAAAUAUAGACAACGGGGAAUUGACGAAGCUUCGUGAGCUGGAAAAACUGGUGCGAACUCUCCGAAUGGAAAAGGACGAAGCAGUGAAAGAUAAGCAGGACGCUCAGGAGAAAUUUAAACUUCAAGACAAGGAACUCAAAGACGCUUUGACUCAGAGAAAGCUCGCCAUGGCGGAAUACACAGAAGUGACUGAUAAAUUAUCCGAGCUUCGGCAGCAGAAGCAAAAAUUAUCGAGGCAAGUCCGAGACAAGGAGGAAGAACUCGAGGUCGUUAUGCAAAAAGUCGACAGCUUACGACAUGAUAUUCGAAAGGCUGAGAAGCUUCGCCGAGAAUUGGAAAAUAGAGUCGAGGAAGCGAUGGCUGAGACGAGCAAAGAAAGAAAAUUGCGAGAACGAAGUGAAGAAUAUUGUAAGCAGAUGCAGGAAGAGACUGAGAAAAUCAGACAGAGGUCAGCUGGAAACGAUACGAGUACUAAUAAUGCUCUCGCGACUCAAGAGAUUAAUAGGCUCAAGGCCGAGGUUGAAAAACUUGAAGUUCAAUAUAAUGAAAAUCUUAAUCAGCAACAGAGUAGAUAUAAUUUAGAGAUGCGAAGUCUUCAAGAGCAGCUGCACGAGGGAGAGGCGAGAAGAGAACUUUUGGAAAGAGAGGUCCACUUGACGAAAGAAAAAUUGGAUGCUGCGAGACUCGAAAAUAUUACUGACAGCGAGGAAACCAUCAGUGAAUUGACGAGACGACAUGAAAGGGAGAAAAUGAUGCUUGCUGAAGAAAAUAAAAAGCUUUUGCUUGAAUUGAAUUCGGUUACGGAUAGUGUUAAUAGAAUACAGUCGGAGAGAAGACAGAUCGAGGAGGAAUAUGAGGAAUUGAGGAAUAAGAAGGAGGCUAUUGCGCAGUGGGAGGCUCAAAUCACCGAGAUUAUUCAGUGGGUUUCGGAUGAAAAAGAUGCGAGAGGAUACUUACAGGCUUUGGCUACGAAAAUGACAGAAGAACUGGAAUUCCUGAAACACUCUGGUGGAGUCGGCGGAGUCGGAAGCGUUUCUACAAUAAGCGACAAAAAUUGGAGGAAUCGCAGGUCACAAAAGCUGGAUAAAAUGGAGCUUCUAAAUCUUCAGAGUUCUUUGCAGAGCGAAAUUCAAGCGAAGCAAGCCAUUUCGGAGGAACUUACGAAAACUCGAUCCGAUCUAAUUGCAGCACAAAAAGAGCUUCGAGAUUUCAAGCAACGGCUCGAUUCUGUGUCGCAUGAGAUGAAACGGAAAGAAAUGCAGAUAAAAGAACUGCAGACGCGACUAGAAUCUGGCGAUAGCUCACUUCUAUCUACCAAAUCUUCAAACAUCGUCACAACCAAACCCCAGAGAAUCAUCGUGCACCAGCCGUCAUCACCCCUACCAGUAAUGCGUGCCCCCCACAUCACCAAAUGUCGCUUAUUAACUAGAUUUGUUCCUGCCAAUUCAAUGGUUAAUCGCGAUGCCGCCAGCAUCAAAUCGUCGCCUGUUUUGGAAAGGCCUACCUCCCAAAUGUCGUACUUGGAACAUUUCCUGAAGGAAACCGCUAGCAGUACUCGUCAUGGAAGUGUGGAUAGUGUAGAAGGUGAUAUUGAAGACAACAGAGCCCCAAGUAUCGCAAGUAGUAAAAGCAACCUCUCCGAACUUAGUAUUGAUCCAACCUCUCCUCUAUCACAUGAGUUACUUAACAAAUCCUCGGCAGCUCACAGUCAAUCGAAUUUACAACCAAAGCCAAAGUCUCAUCAAUUUUUGGUGCGGACUUUUUCAGCCCCAACAAAAUGCAAUCAUUGUACUUCAUUAAUGGUUGGCUUGACGAGACAAGGAGUCGUUUGCGAAGUCUGUGGCUUUGCUUGUCACAUGCCUUGCUGCGAUAAGGUGCCUCCAAUGUGUCCGGUUCCACAUGACCAGACUAAACGACCUUUAGGAAUUGACCCGACAAGAGGCAUUGGGACAGCCUACGAAGGUUACGUAAAAGUCCCAAAAAUGGGUGGCGUAAAAAAAGGUUGGGUGCGUCAAUUUGUGGUUGUCUGUGACUUCAAAUUAUUCCUCUACGACAUUUCGCCGGACAGAAAUGCAAUCCCCUCUGUUUACGUAUCCCAAGUUUUGGAUAUGAGGGAUGAGGAGUUCAGUGUCAGCUCUGUGCGAGACUCUGAUGUUAUACAUGCGACGAAGAAAGACAUUCCAUGUAUAUUUAGAAUAACAACAUCCUUGCUGGAACCACCCGGAUUGCGGAACCAUACGUUAAUGCUUGCUGACACAGAAAGUGAAAAGACUAAAUGGGUAGUGGCCUUAAGCGAACUUCAUCGGAUUCUCAAAAGAAAUAAUCUCCCUAAUACAACAAUUUUCAGAGCUAAGGAGCUGUUGGAUAAUACACUCGCGUUAAUUAAAAACGUGAUAUCAGGAGCAAUCAUAGACCCGGAUCGUCUAGUCAUUGGCACGGAGGAAGGCUUAUUUUGUUUAGAUUUAGAUCGUAGUGAAAUUGCAAGAGUCGGGGAGGGAAAGAAGAUAUAUCUUCUCGAAUAUGUAACGGAGGAGCAAUUAAUAGUAGUACUUAGUGGAAAACAGCGUCAUGUGCGUUUAGUUCCUGUUCGCGCUUUGGACGGAGACGAAGUUGAGUGGAUCAAAGUCGCCGAAACGAAAGGGUGCAUCACUUUAACAACCGGAGUCGUGCGUCGAAAUCCUCUGACUUACUGUCUCUGUGUAGCAAUUAAGAAGCAAAAUGCCUCGCAAGUCAUUAUUUAUGAAAUCACACGUACGAAAACAAGACACAAGCGCGUUCGUGAACUGAUGCUGCCUUGUCACGCACAAACGCUGCAAGUUCUAUCCGAAGGACGACUGUGUGUUGGAUACCCGUCUGGUUUUUCUAUUUACAGCAUUCUAGGAGAUCAUCAACCUAUUUCAUUGGUCCACCCUGAAAAUGCUCUUCUAGGCUUCUUAACGUAUAGUGCAGUCGACGCUUUGCGUUGUAUCGAAUUACCAAAAGGAGAAUUCUUAUUGGUUUUCCACACGUUGGCAGUUUACGUGGAUAGUCAAGGGAGGAAAAGUCGCGAUAGGGAAAUUAUGUAUCCCGCUGUUCCUACGGCAGUCAGUUAUUGCGAAGGUUAUCUGCUCGUCUAUAGCGAAACUCAUGUCGAUGUCUUCGAUUGCACGACCGGAGAUUGGUUACAAACCCUUAACGUUAAAAGAGCAAGGCCACUAAAUACUUCGGGGUCCCUCACGACCUGUGCCAUCAACGAUAUGCCACACGUUAUCUUUUUAAGCAACUUGCAUCAACGUGAACUAUUAAAUUUGUCACCAAUGGAUACAAGUGGAAGGCAAAUGACACGACCGAGGAGAAGAUUCUCGUUGAGGGAGGGAAACAGAGCCGCUCGUCCUACUGAUCGCCGAUCGAAAAUGAUAUCGGCGCCCACGAAUUUUAAUCACAUCAGUCAUAUGGGACCUGGAAAUGGGAUUCAGAUUCAACGUUUGCUGGAUUUACCGACGACGUUGGAAACUGCUGAUCAACCGCCGCCCCCUUACGCUGCUGUAACGAGUCACCAUAGUGGCGCUCAUUUUCACGGAGGUCCACAGCGAGUAUACAGUUCUGGAUUACAAGCUCCUAACAAACCGGCACCUCUACCACCAAGACAUCCUCCCUCUGAUUCUCGACGUCUAAGUUCACACAUGUCGAAACAUUCGGGAUACUCGCCCCAUAAUGGAUCAGCAUCUGCUAGGAGAGGUCCAGCUCCGCCAAGACCCACAGCUACACCUCCAUCUUUACCGCGCACACCUGAUCAGGUUGAUUCUGAUUCAUUGCAUAUGAGAUCACACACGCCCCUUUCUCUUGGCAGCAUUUCGUCCUUACAUGAUAAGGAACCAGUAUCCGGUGGAAGUCCUCGACAUUCGAUAGCCUCGAAUAAUAGUUCAAAUCCAUCAACGCCUCCAAGUCCAGCGCAUGAUCAUGGAUCGUCGUCUUAUGAUUCAUGAGCGAUCAACGUAAGAGGGGCGUGUACCUAGAGUCGAAAGAUACUCGCCAUCCUGUUAGAUUGUACAUGAAAUUUCUAGUUUUAGGCUAACAUUAGGUUGAGUAUCCUUGGUACUGAUCUUUUUUUUUAUACUAGAGCAAUCAUUGUUUUAUAUAUGGUCUUUUGCCUAAAACGUUACCAAACCGUUCUUCACCUUACUGCGUGUGUACAGUUUCAGUUAAUCCAAUUAACGAAUCACGAUCGCAAGUGACGUCGCUUUGUUCGCUUGGAAGCGAUUAAGACAGAUCCCUUUUUUACAUUUUCGAUUAUUUAACCCCCCGUCAUGCCUAAAUUACUGCCAAUUACCUUUCACAGUACAACGACACAAGAUCACUGAACAAAAAAAAACGAAAUUCAGAGAAAGUUUGACCAUGGAGUUAACAUUCUAGAAAUCUGAUCUGAAUAAUUUAGACUGAAUGCAUUAAUCUUAGUGAUUGUUUAAUUUCCGAGUUUCUGGUAAAAAUGUCCUCAAAGGAAUCGUUUUUCUCACAAGCGAAGACAUAACGAGUAAAUUUUGUAGUGCGCGGCCGGAAUAUGCAAAGGCAUAGGGUUAAGUAACUCAUUCUACGUUUUCUAUGUUCUUUUUUUUACCUUAAAUUAUUCCAUUACAUCCACAAAUUGUCAUGGAUGCAAGACCAUAAUAAUGUGCAUAAUUUCUUUUUGUUUAUUAACAAAAAAUCAUCCAGCAUAAGAUUCUGAAGGUACCCCCAGAUUCGCUUUAGGUACUGUCCCAGUACUAUUUGCGUCCUAGGGACGUGAAACUAUAAUAAUUAAUCGAUAUAAUGUAUGUAUAUUUUACAUAAAUUUGCUUGGAACUUGCGAAAAAACAUUUUUCACGACGAUACGGAUUUUUCAACUUAAGUACGCCUAAGUAAUGAGUUUCAUUUUCUGAGUAACUUAGCAAAAAAUGAAUGUACAUAAUUUAUUAUUUAAAUCAUUAACAGAAAUAUGAGUCGUAGCUUAUUAGCAAAGUCAUUAUCGCGAAGCUUCGGCUGGAGUUGUUUGUUUUUUUUGCCUAUUUUAUAUUUUUUUCUUGGAUUUUCUAUUGCUUUCUGCUGAAAAAAAAACGAAAUUGUAUUGAAAUGUUGGAAAUUCUUUUAUAAAAUUUUUCUAUAUAAAUUUUUUAUUGAGCCUCUACCGAACUUCAUUAAGUCUUAGAGAUGAGUCUAUUCAUCAUUGUGAAUAUUAAGUCAACAAUCUUAAGUGCAAUUUGUCAGAACCUUAUGCUGAAAAUAUUUAGGAACUUGGUUCAGUUAGAAAUAUUCCCGUUGGCAUUGUUUAAAACACAAAAUGCCAUGUGGAUUGUAUUACUAUAUUAUAAUUCUUGCGAUGUGAAGGAAGAGUGCAUGAGUUAAAUAAAAUAAUUUGUAUCUACCA
Belonocnema kinseyi is the source of this 6989-nucleotide messenger RNA. It is a transcript of the gene gek, whose product is annotated as serine/threonine-protein kinase Genghis Khan. The record is from RefSeq and is a predicted model, not a curated record. Gene Ontology annotation, biological process: actomyosin structure organization; peptidyl-threonine phosphorylation. The transcript has 25 exons. Gene Ontology annotation, cellular component: cytoplasm; cytoskeleton. Gene Ontology annotation, molecular function: ATP binding; protein serine/threonine kinase activity. The coding region runs from base 1 to 5574 and encodes 1857 amino acids. NCBI's taxonomy places the organism in Eukaryota, Metazoa, Arthropoda, Insecta, Hymenoptera, Cynipidae.